UUCGUGAGAAUCGCGAGAGUGCGGAGUACUGUGUCACGCUAUGUACUGCGUGCUCGCGUGCGUUCGCAAUCAGUGACAUUUAUGCGGGGGUGUAUCGUUGGGGGAAACACAAUUGGAUUUUAUUUUUUUGAAAGGACCGAAUGCCGACUCGUGCAAAUUAUAUAUCAAUGGAACUGCCGUCUUGAUAAAGAAAAUCGCUCCGAUGGACCCGGCGUCCGCCUCGGGUUCACACCCGUAAUCACCGGUAAUUUGUAAGCGUGAUUCAAGGAACAUGGCAACCACCAGGAAUCACCCGAGCAGUCGAUACUCGAGUUGUUUACGCAAGUAUCGGCUGAUCUUCGCCUUCGGCAUAACCGUACUUUGCGUACAACUGUAUCUGCACACGUUCUUCAGUCCGGACAAUGCCAGAAGCAGAUCCAACCGGUUGUCAUCCGGAGAGGGUGGUUCUUCGCAAUUUGAGGAGGAUGAGGGUUUGCCAAGAGGUUUACGUCAGGUUAAACUUCCGCCGGACAAACAGGGAAAUCCGAACAAACAAUUGUCUCAACCGCCGAAAAAUCGCACCGCUAGAAUUAAACUAGAUCACAAAUCAUUAAGUUUCACACCUGGGUGCGAAGUCACGGUCAGAGAAGCAGUGAGCGCCGUAACGCGCGCCCAGAGUCAAACGUGCAAGCAACGCAUUGUCAAUGUGACGUGCCUUAGUCAGCAGGGUUUAUUGUACCCGGAAAAAAUACAGUCUCUAUGUCCGCAUUCUCCAGGUUUUACAGGCGUGCCGGCUAACUUGGGAUGUUUCAAAGAUGAUAAGACCUUGCGAGUUCUUUCCGGUUAUUAUCACAUCUUCAAAGUUAGCAACACCCCCGAGCGUUGCGCUUACAUGUGUCUUCAAUCAGGAUUCCCAUACGCUGGUACAGAAUAUUCGAUGGAAUGUUUUUGCGGCAUGGAAAAACCAACGCAAACGAAACGUUUGCCAGAUUCUAGCUGCAAUAUGAAAUGCUCCGGCAAUCCAAAGCAAACGUGCGGCGGAUAUUUGAGUAUCAAUGUGUAUUGGACCGGGAUUCAAAGAUUUAAGCCUCAAGAGGCAAAGAACUCAAGUUUGAAGAACGAACAACCCGAGCAACCCGUGAGAAUAGCCUAUCUCCUAACGGUGAACGGCAGAGCGAGUCGACAGGUGAAGCGACUUGUCAGCAGUCUGUAUCAUCCCUCGCACUUAUUUUACAUUCACGUUGAUGCGAGGCAAGAUUAUUUAUAUCGCGAAAUGUUGGAACUGGAGAGAUCGUGCGCUUCGAACAACAUCAAAGUGGCAAGAGGGGAGGGAUUGCGACACGCGAGCAUUUGGGGCGGCGCGAGUCUCUUGACGACGCUCUUGAGAUCCGCGCAACAAAUGCUCGCUUAUCGUCAGCACUGGGAUUUUCUUGUUAAUCUGUCGGAGUCCGAUUUUCCCUUGAAAACUAACGAUCAACUGACCGAAUUUCUGAGCUACAACAAGGGUAUGAAUUUUGUGAAGACACACGGAAGAGAAGUUCAGCGUUUUAUAGCAAAACAGGGCCUGGACAAGACUUUUGUUGAAUGCGAGGCGCGUAUGUGGCGAGUCGGCGAUCGAAGAUUACCGGAUGGUAUUCAAAUUGACGGUGGCAGUGACUGGUUUGCUUUAAGCCGGGAAUUCGUUGAAUACGUCGCCAAUCCGAAUCCUGAUCUGCUGAUAAAUGAAUUGCUAAAAGUAUUCAAAUACACAUUACUGCCUGCGGAAUCAUUUUUCCACACUGUUUUGAGAAAUUCACGAUUUUGCAACACUUAUAUAGAUAAUAAUUUGCACAUAACAAAUUGGAAGAGAAAGCUUGGUUGCAAGUGCCAGUACAAAGCCGUGGUCGAUUGGUGCGGUUGUAGCCCGAACGACUUCAAGCUCGAGGACUUCAAUCGGUUGAGAAACACGGCCGAUCGUAGUGUGUUCUUUGCUCGCAAAUUCGAGCCCGUUGUCGAUCACAAGAUCGUCGAUCUUGUGGAGGAAUGGCUGUAUCCCGACAGAACGAAUAGAUCCGUUAAGAUGAAAAGCUACGACGUGUACUGGCAAAGUCUGUAUCAGUACGCGGAUUUGAGUCCGCUGCCGGAUGACGCACUGCUGACGCUUUCGUAUUCUUUGACAAGAUUGAUUUAUCGCAAAUUGAAGCUUGACCACAACAAUGUCCGCUUGUUAGAAAAUACCGCGUAUUUUCGCGACAAUCGACUAGCGGGCAUAUUGAUUCUCGCGGAAAAUAAAGACGGUUCCGACGCGCUGUCUUCCGACGGGAGACGCGUUGAAGCAUUGAUCACCAUGCGAUACAACUUCACCGUUACCGGAUCGUCGUCCGGGAAGAUACGAAGUCUGUCCGUUAGCACGGAUUAUGAUCAAAAGGAGCAGAUGUUUAGAAACUUGAUGAGCAGCAUGGGACCGUACUCGAGUCCGGUCUUGGCUUAUGAGUUCGACGCGGGUUACGCGGUGCCGCAAAACAUAUCGGUUUUGUGGAUCGAUCCGUACGGUCGUCUCGCCGACGUGAAUCAUAUAAUACUCGAAGAAACGGUUCUGACAGGACACGUUAAACCUCAGUUGAACGAGCAGUUGACCGUCGGUACCUGGCGAGUCUUGUUGGUUGCUGACGCUCAACUGAUGGCAAAAUUACAGUUUUUGAUAACUCCGUUGUCCCAUUGGAAGACGAAGAAGAUCGAUUCGAAGAAGGCCAAGGAGAUAAUGGAUGGUCCAAGUGGCGUUUAUCACGUUACGGAAGAGAUGAACAAAAGUUGGUCGAGAUUGGUCAAGUCCGCGAUGAUGAGCGAGCAGAUUGCAUAUAAUCAAAAUAAAAUUGACGAAGAUCUCAACGACUGGAUAGAUAGAUUGGUAAAUGAACACUACGAGAUUGCGGAAAUGUGCGACGCCAGCGACGGGAUUCGAAAUGCGGAAGUUGAAUUAAAAAAGUGUGCGAAUACCCAUUGGAGCUCUCUGAGCCCCGAUUCAAAGGCUGAUAUACGUAACUUAUGUCAAAACACUAACGAUUAAUUCUUUUAACCAACCAUGUGCCAUUUUUUCGCCAUUUUAAAACUUUUAUAUAUAUAAAAAAAAAAACUAUAUAUAUAAUAUACAUGUAUGUGUAUACUAAAAUUAC
Messenger RNA from Pseudomyrmex gracilis, 3131 nucleotides. It is a transcript of the gene oxt, whose product is annotated as xylosyltransferase oxt. Gene Ontology annotation, cellular component: membrane. Bases 272 to 3025 code for a protein of 917 amino acids. Lineage: Eukaryota; Metazoa; Arthropoda; Insecta; Hymenoptera; Formicidae. The transcript is spliced from 7 exons. The record is from RefSeq and is a predicted model, not a curated record. Gene Ontology annotation, molecular function: protein xylosyltransferase activity. Gene Ontology annotation, biological process: chondroitin sulfate proteoglycan biosynthetic process; heparan sulfate proteoglycan biosynthetic process.